UACGGGGGGAGUCUGGUCCAGUCUAUUCGGCCUUCUUCUUUGGGAGAUUCGCUUCUCUUCUUUAAUCCCUCUUCUAUCCUUUCCCCAGAUUUCGCUGUCUGUCUGUGGUGUUGAAAAUCCACCUUUUUCUUUUUCACUGUUUUGCUCAUCGUUUGCUUUCUUCCUAACCCAAGGGAAGACAUCGGUGGCACUAUCAAUCGUUUUUAUUUUCUCGUCGCUAUUUCUCUCUCGCUCAAGUCACGCGGUCGAGUCCCGAUCGAUCGAAAAAAGCACACGCAGAAUCUACGCGAUAAUUUCUAAACCAGACACUCGCUUUCUGCGGAGUUGCCCGACAUCCUUCUGCUCUCGUUAAGAAGGAAAAUCCUGCGUAUUCAAGGGAUAUUUCCAGAAAGGGGACAAUCUUUUCGGAUCGAGGACGCGCAAACUGUUUCGCGGCCCGCAUUCCAUCGCCCUUUUUUACUUGAUUCAACUGUCAAUCAGCAGCCUAAUAAAACGGUCGCUAUCAACACCACGCAAAUACACCUUUAAUCACCGACAACAACCCAAGUCGCUCGCUUGCUGGGUUGUUUCGACUGUCGUUUUUGUGUCUACUCGAUUCAACAGCAGUCGCUACCUGUUCUCGACACUUCAACGCCUUAUCUACUCUUAAUAUCCCGAUCAGAUCAGCUCAGAUCAGACCAUACCAUAAUACCGAACCCCUAAUUCGAGGGCGCUCUUGCAUCAAAGCAUCAGUUACAUCUGUUUUUGCUCGACUAUUUCAUAUUCAUAAUGUUGCGAUCUCUUGUUGUUGCUGCCCUUUUGGGCGCUAGCUCUGUCGCCGCUGUCAAGUGCACGCGCAGCAGCCACUGUCCCGAGGACUCGCCAUGCUGCUCCAGUAAGUUACCUGCACGAAGUUGACGAUUUCUGAUAUCUGACAUGUAUCAGCCUAUGGUGAAUGCGGUGUUGGUGCGUACUGCCUGGGUGGUUGCGAUCCUACAAUGUCCUUCUCCCUCGACUCUUGUGUCCCCGCUCCUGUUUGCGAGGACCGCAAGAUGAAGAUGAACUCCCUUGAUUCAAUUGUCGAUAUCGGCAAGUAUCUUGGUGAUUCUUCAAAGGCCGACUGGGUUGCACAGGGUGAGCCUGUUGUUUUCCAGAACAACGUUCUUCUUACCAUGCCCAAGGACAGUGUUGGCACUCUGCUGUCUUCUACUGUCUACAUGUGGUAUGGUAACGUCAAGGCUCGCUUCAAGACCAGCCGUGGUGCUGGUGUCAUUACUGCUUUCAUUCUCUUCUCUGACGUCAAGGAUGAGAUCGAUUAUGAGUUUGUUGGUACAGAGCUCGGCGAUGCUCAGACCAAUUAUUACUUCCAGGGCAUCACCAACUACGAGAAUUCCGAAAACAUUACGCUGUCUGAUACCUUUGCCAACUUUCACGAUUACGAAAUCCGAUGGACCCCCGACAAGAUUGAGUGGUGGGUUGAUGGCAAGCUCGGCCGAACUCUCCAGAAGAGUGAUACCUGGAAUGCCACCUCUAAGAACUUUGACUUCCCUCAGACACCCUCUCGCGUGCAGCUUUCUCUGUGGCCUGGUGGUAAGGAGGGUAAUGCCGAAGGUACUGUAGCAUGGGCUGGAGGUCCUAUCGACUGGGAUGCUCCCGAUAUCCAGAAGAGUGGUUACUACUUUGCUACCUUCUCCGAUGUUGAGAUCCAAUGUUUCAACGCCAAGUCUGGUCCUGGCUCCAACUCGGGUACUAGCUACUGGUACAAGGAUGCUGCUGGCACCAACGACACCAUUGUCGACGGUGACAAGAGACACACCAUUGCUUCUCUGAUGGCCACUGGUGAGGACAUGGACAAGGGAAAGAAGGAGGACAAGAAGAAGGAUAGCAAGGACGAUGACAAGGACGAUAAGGACAGCAAAGAUAGCAAGGACAAGGAUAAGGACGACGACGAUGAUGAUGAGCCUGCCACUAUUCCUGGCGGCAGCAGCGGCGCGCCUUCCAACGACCACGGAGACGAUAGCAGCGAUGACAGCAGCUCUGGUUCCGGUUCUGGCAGUACCCCCAAGGGCAACCCUGACGGCAGCACAGAUGAUACUGAGCCCGCUGACACCACCAACUGUGAGACCAACAGCUUCAACCAAGACUGCGCCAGCUCGAGCUCUAGCUCGAGCAGCAGCAGCAGCAGCUCAGAUGAUGGAAAGGGUUCCAACGCUGGCACACGGAACGGCGCAAGUGCUCUGGCCAUUAUCAUCGCCGGUGGUGCUCUGUUCUGGCUGUAGUCAAUGAUGAUGGCGUUUGAUGUCCGUCCUGCGACUCCUCCCAUUAACCUCUCUUUUUUCUUACCACUCUUAUAUAGCAUCUCACCGCACGUUUCCUGUUUAGCAUUUCAUGACGGUCGGCAUUGAGAUUUUGUAUGUAAUUUCUUCUCUUUCAUGGGUCCAUAUUCUGUUAGUAGAGGGACGAUAAUGGUAAAUGGUUUUGCAUGGGCUUCUUUAAAUGAGGUAUUUUGCUUGCUGUGCAUGUGAUGGCAUGUGAAGAAUACUGGGCGGCUUGGUUAUUUAAAUAUGUGAUCAUCUGGUCUAUGCGCCUGGUUAUGGAGAAGAUGUAUGUUUGGGAUUGAGUAGAGGGACUGGGUCAGGCAGACUCCUUCGGAUUUGAUGGCAUGAUGAGGACAUCCGUGUUAAGAUGACAGGUACUAAAAUCUCACGUGCAAGCGAAGGAUUAGUUAGUGAAAGUAAUGACAAGUCGACCUGCCAGUGAAAGCAAAGAGAAUAAGCAUAACCAUUAGUCAAAGCGUUGAGGAUCGAGACAAACCAUGGCCUCAGAGAAUGGCCAACCAAUUCAGCCCUACUCUGAGCAUGGCAUCAUUUGACCUCAAGCUAUCGGGUCGGAGAAAAAAAGGCCG
Molecule: messenger RNA, 2884 nt
Organism: Fusarium odoratissimum NRRL 54006
Lineage: Eukaryota; Fungi; Ascomycota; Sordariomycetes; Hypocreales; Nectriaceae
Product: murein transglycosylase
Exons: 2
Coding region: 978-2258 (426 amino acids)
Biological process (GO): carbohydrate metabolic process; fungal-type cell wall organization
Cellular component (GO): fungal-type cell wall
Molecular function (GO): glycosyltransferase activity; hydrolase activity, hydrolyzing O-glycosyl compounds
Source: RefSeq, a predicted model, not a curated record